Messenger RNA from Python bivittatus (Burmese python), 1882 nucleotides. The record is from RefSeq and is a predicted model, not a curated record. Lineage: Eukaryota; Metazoa; Chordata; Lepidosauria; Squamata; Pythonidae.
GGAGCCCCGCUUGAGGCCAGGGAGGCAAACCUUCCGCACUGAGGCAGCAAAAGCCGCUCCCAUAAAUAAACCAAGCCCGCUUAAAGGCGUCUGCUUAGCUGCUUUGCUUCGUGAGCUGUCCCCCCCCAACACACAAUUUUUACGUGGUUUUUUACGGCCGCCUUAGUUUUAACCGAGCCCCCUCGCAGAGGUUUUGCCUCUGCACGUGGUCAGGAGCGACGCGGCAACUGGGCGGCAGCGAGCCCGCACCCCAGCCCAACCCGAUGGGCCUCGCUGGGAGGGUGCGUUGGCUGAGGCUCAGCCGGCCCCAGAUGACGCGGGGAAUGAAUCCACCCUGUGGGAUCGCUCGUGCCCUGCCAGUAAUCCGUCCGGUUCUGCCUCACAGUGUUUCUCCCAGAUUCGGAAUUAAGAUCCUUCCCGAUUGCCUGAUCCAGCUGUGCCACUGGAAGAUGCCUGGCUUCCAGCACAGAGUCUGCGUAAUCCCGGGCUGCUGACUUCAACCCACGGAGCCUUUUCCACGCCUCUGCAGCUCCAGAGAAAACCUCCGAUCUGCAAAGGAUAGAUUCCAGGUGUAGCCCCAGUCCCUCCAGGUUGGUUCCUAGCAUCUGUCCUUAGAGGAGCGUGUUGGGCCAUGGCAAUGGAAGAUGCGAUGGAGAAGAUCAACAUUGUGUCUGAAAGCCUACAGAACAGUGAGGCAACAGAAGAAGGAACUCCAUCCAGCAGCUGGCCCCAUAAAUGUGCCUCGUAUGUCCUGGCUCUCCGGCCCUGGAGCUUCAGUGCCUCCCUCACGCCAGUCGCCCUGGGAAGUGCCCUCGCUUACCGUUCACAGGGCACCCUAGACCUGGGGCUUCUGGUUGGCAGUGCCGUCACCGUCUUGGCAGUCCAUGGAGCCGGCAACCUCGUGAACACCUACUAUGACUUUUCCAAAGGCAUCGACCACAAGAAGAGUGAUGACCGGACCCUGGUGGACCAGAUCUUAGAGCCUCAGGAUGUGGUCAGAUUCGGGGUCUUGCUGUACACUCUGGGCUGCAUCUCUGCAGCGUGCCUCUAUUGCUUCUCCACCCUCAAGUUGGAACACUUGGCCCUGAUUUAUUUUGGAGGACUCUCCAGCUCUUUUCUCUACACUGGAGGCAUUGGAUUGAAGUACGUUGCGCUGGGCGAUGUGGUGAUCCUGAUCACCUUUGGGCCCCUGGCCGUGAUGUUCGCCUAUGCCCUCCAGGUGGGCUACCUGUCCGUCUCGCCCCUGCUGUACGCCGUGCCCUUGGCCCUCAGCACGGAGGCCAUCCUGCACAGCAACAACACCCGGGACAUGGAGUCCGACCGGCAGGCGGGCAUUGUCACGCUGGCCAUUCUCAUCGGGCCCACGCUGUCUUAUGUCCUCUACAACAGCUUGCUCUUUCUGCCUUAUCUCAUCUUCUGCGUCCUGGCCACCCGCUACACCGUCAGCAUGGCUUUGCCCCUGCUCACCUUGCCCAUGGCCUUCUCCCUGGAGCGCCAGUUCCGGAGCCAGAGUUUCCUCCGAAUCCCGCAACGGACAGCCAAGCUCAACCUCCUGUUGGGACUUUUUUAUGUCUUUGGCAUUCUUCUGGCUCCCCCUGGCUCCCUCCCCAAACUCUAGGUGGAUGUGAGGUUCAUUGACUCGCGGUGAGAAUUCUUCCCGGAGAGCUUUCACAGGCUACACAGAGACACACACACGCACGUGCAUAUCAUAGCCUUCGCCAAAGCUGCACAAGAUUUUUUUUUUCCUGAAAUGUUUCCUUUUUACGAAGGGAGAAAUCCUCUUUAUAAAACUUAGUCCUCUGAGUCCGGUUUCUGCUUUUUUUCUGUUGUUUCUUUCUUUACCUACAUUUCAUAAAUAAAAAUAAAAAAAAUUAGCACUCCA